GCCGGCCGUAUGCACCCAACCCCGCUUUGCGGACACUGCGGUGUGUGAACCUCGUACGGCCGCGCGUGUCUAGGCUCGUUGUUGGCUCUUGCAGUUGCAGGCAUAAAUAAAAGUAGUCUCCACGGCGCGCGCGCGCGCGCGCACACACACACACACCCUGAGUGCAAAGGCUCAGCUCUCGCCGGCCCAACCCAAGAGGACAGAGCCCCUGCCCUGCCCUGCCCUCCGAUGGCCGGCGGAGGCGGGUUCGCCGCGGCGGCGGAGCGCGGCCACGCCCGCGACGACGACGGCUACGGAGGUAGAGGAGGCGUGACGGUCCCCGUCGUGGUGACCUGCCUCAUGGCCGCCUCCUGCGGCCUCAUCUUCGGCUACGACAUUGGCGUCUCAGGUGGUGUGACGCAGAUGGAGUCGUUCCUGAUGAAGUUCUUCCCGGAAGUGUCGAGCGCCAUGACGAAGAACGCGAAGCACGACGCGUACUGCAAAUACGACGACCAGCGGCUCACGGCGUUCACCUCGUCGCUGUACAUCGCCGCGAUGGUCUCGUCGCUGGUGGCGAGCCGCGUGACGAGGACGGUGGGCCGGUCCACCGUCAUGCUGAUCGGCGGCGUCCUGUUCCUCGCAGGCUCCGCGAUCAACGCCGGCGCCGUCAACGUCGCCAUGCUCAUCAUCGGGCGGAUGCUGCUGGGAUUCGGAGUCGGGUUCACCACGCAGGCUGCUCCUCUGUACCUCGCGGAGACAUCGCCGGCGCGGUGGCGCGGCGCGUUCACCACGGCCUACAACAUCUUCCAGGUGCAGGGCGCGCUGGCCGCCACGGUCACCAACUACUUCACCAACCGCAUCCCGGGCUGGGGAUGGCGCGUGUCGCUCGGCCUCGCCGCCGUCCCGGCCGCCGUCGUCGUCCUGGGCGCCCUGCUCGUCCCGGACACGCCCAGCAGCCUCGUCCUGCGCGGCGACACCGACAGCGCCCGGGCCUCGCUGCAGCGCCUCCGUGGCCCCGGCGCGGAAACCGACGCGGAGCUCAAGGACAUCGUCCGCGCCGUGGAGGACGCGCGGCGGAACGACGAGGGCGCGUACGAGAGGCUGGUGCGCGGCAAGGGGUACGGGCACUACCUGGUGAUGGUGGUGGCCAUCCCCUCCUUCUUCGACCUCACCGGCGUCAUCGUCAUGGCCGUCUUCUCGCCGGUGCUGUUCCGGACGGUCGGGUUCAGCAGCCAGAAGGCGAUCUUUGGAUCCGUGGUUCUUAGCCUCGUCAACCUGGCCUCGUCGUUGCUCUCCUCCUUCGUCAUGGACCGCGCCGGCCGCAGGUUCUUGUUCCUCGCCGGCGGCGCAGCAAUGAUGAUUUGUCAGUUGGCCAUGUCGUGCAUCCUGGCGGGGCAUCUGGGCAAGCAGAACGCGGCGACAAUGCCGCGGGACUACGCGGUGGCCGUGCUGGUGCUCAUGUGCCUGUACACCUUCAGCUUCGGCGUGUCGUGGGGGCCGCUGAAAUGGGUGGUGCCGAGCGAGAUCUACCCCGUGGAGAUCAGGUCGGCGGCGCAGGCGCUGACGGUGUCCAUCGCGCUCUGCCUCUCCUUCGCGCAGACGCAGGUGUUCGUCUCCCUGCUGUGCGCCAUGAAGCACGGCAUCUUCCUGUUCUACGCCGGGUGGGUCCUGGCCAUGACGGCCUUCGUCGCCGCGUUCCUGCCGGAGACCAAAGGCGUGCCGCUGGAGGCCAUGCGCGCCGUCUGGGCGGGACACUGGUACUGGAGGAGGUUCGUCAGGGAUGCCAAGCAGGAGGUUCAGGUGAACUGCCUGUAGGGAGGCGAUCGAGCGACAUACUAACAACAACCAGAGUGAAGUGUGGUAAAUUCUGAUGUUUUAUUAGUGUGGCGUUAGCCUUGGGCUCGGCUACGUCACUGUCUGUCGCGUGGAGCGCGUGCGCGGGAGCUAUCGCUUCGCUUAACUGGGCCACAACGGACUGGCGUGAGAGCCCAAUUAAAGUUUUCGGCCAGCUUAACGGUUGGAGCUUUCUUUUGAC
Sorghum bicolor (sorghum) is the source of this 2014-nucleotide messenger RNA. RefSeq names its product sugar transport protein 5. Gene Ontology annotation, biological process: monosaccharide transmembrane transport. The transcript has 3 exons. The coding region runs from base 229 to 1794 and encodes 521 amino acids. The record is from RefSeq and is a predicted model, not a curated record. Gene Ontology annotation, molecular function: monosaccharide transmembrane transporter activity. Gene Ontology annotation, cellular component: membrane. Lineage: Eukaryota; Viridiplantae; Streptophyta; Magnoliopsida; Poales; Poaceae.